CUCUCACUCUCACUCUCACUCUCUCACUCUCUCACUCUUACUCUGAGAUGUCAGCCGUACGGGGCCUCACAAGACCUUCUCGAAAACUCGGAACGUUUGUCUUCGUGUGCGUAUUGACGGGGAUGACCUUCUGGUCUUACAGUGUGCCCCUCUCUGAGUCCUCUCCAGCCCGACCCUUCCCAGCACUCCUGCGCCUGCCUCUCGCAGCACCUGUGGGCGGGCCUGGUGAGCGGGAGGCCGGCGACGCAGAGGGCGCUCACCACACUGCUAGUCCCACCACCGUCCACAACAAUACCAGCACUAAAAGCAUUACCACAGUAACGAAGUACAACGAAAGAGGUAACCAAUUGAGAGUGAAGACAAGCACGAGUACGAGCCGAGGCGAGGUGAGCGUGAGGACGAGUAGCCAGUGUGUCAACACCACCAGGCUCGCCCACCACCCUCACAGGCAGCAAGUUAAGAUGGAGCAAAAGAGGAGGCGGCACCGGGUGUGGAGAGAGGAGGGGGGGCGGUGUGGGGGGCUGGAUGUUAACUUCGCCCAGGAGGGGUCUCUGCCCCCCACCGCCCUGGUCUCCUACCCAGGCUCCGGCAACACGUGGACUAGACACCUGCUACAGGCCGCCACCGGCAUUUUCACCGGCUCUAUCUACCAGGAUCAGCAGCUCUAUAUGAAAGGCUUCUUUGGGGAGCUGGAGCCCUGGAACGCUGGGACGACCUUCACACAGAAGACGCAUGAUGGUAGUCCCGCCCACAUCCAGGCCUUCAACGGUACUGGCGUCCUCCUGCUCAGGAACCCCUACCGCGCUAUCAUCUCUUACCACAACUUUCUUUUCGGUGGUCACACUGGCUACGCCCCGAUCUCCAACUACCGGAGGAAAGGUGAGGUCGUUGUUCAAGUGUUGCUGAUGACGCAAGACAUGAUGAGUUACUGUUCUGGUGAGAGCCUUGAGAACUGGAGCUUCAAGAGGGCGGAAGUGUUCAUCCCAGAAACUCUUGAGAUAUUCUCUGAAACAGUGCGAGAUAAGGUGGAUCGGGCAGUGCGGUACGUUGACUACCUCCUGAAGCAGCACCAUCAGCCACCUCUUCCUCUUCACCUCUACGAGUUCUAUAACAACACUCCCUCACACCAGUUGAUCAAGGUGGCGUGUCUGGCAGGAGAGACUGCAGCAGCGUGCGACGAGCGUGUUUACCGUCUCAACCUUGCAAAGAAGUGGAAGAGAAGAAAGAAGACAAUAAACAAGAAGAAUGAAACCAGCAUUCCGGAGAUCUCUGCGAGUAAUGUAAAGGAGCAACAAGGAGUGAGGAGGACGGAGAAACCCGACUCAUUGGAGAGGUUCACCAAGAGCAAAGUGGGAUGGUUCAUGACCAAGAUGUUCAACAGCAUCAUGAGGUACACCAGGGCAGACCCCAUCACCAGGAUGCUCCGUGACUCACACACCCAACAUGUUCAACACCCUCCAGUCCUGCCUCCCUCCCUGGCUAACCUGUCAUCAAACCCCACCAUAAGGUGAUUGAUUUCCGUUGUCAGGGACAGGAAGCCUGUACUUAGCCUUGUCGAAGUCCCUCUAGGCCAACUAAUGACCUGACCCAGGAUGCCACCCACAACAGUUUGCUUACUCUCGAGUAUGUAUGUUACCGCUAGAUGAACAGUGACGUCAGGUCCUACCCGGGUGCCCCUGGGUAUGACCAUAUAUAUAAAAACACUGUAAAGUGGCCAAGUAAAAGGUUCUUUAAUAAAUAAAAUAACUUUUAAAUCCUUUAAAAGAAACACAACAGUGAUUAAGGAUUCAGCAGGAGCUGUUAUAUAUGGAUUGACAGAAUCCUUCGUGUCAUAUAGUGGGGCCCGUGGACGGGGGCACGGCAGGCGCCGGGCGUUAUAUGUGGCGGGUCCAAAUGUCAUUGAGAAGUAGUAAUGUGGUAUUAGCGAAAGUGUUAGAGGAGAAAGUCUGAGUAACAACCUCGUAAGGCUAUACAAUGUUAGCUCUCAAAUGGUGAAACCCACGUGAACAAGACAUGGUUAACAAGCCAUAUUAUCAUUGUCCUCUGAUGCCAUAUUGAAUAUGAAUGGCUAAAUGGUUUCGUGUUGAGCUUAAGGUCUAUCAAGCACUGGAAGGUCAUUAAGACAACACAACGGCUUACUGACCAGCCAGCAAGCAUACUUUAGCCCUGGACACAAUACCGGACUAAACUUCUUGUACACACCAAGACGCGGAGCAUACCUCCAUAUACCCUCUGUGGGGACGGUGGUUUACCACUAUAGAUAAAAAAUAUAUAUUACUGCUAUUGCAGGUAUGAACAAAGUCUUUACAAGAUGGACAUACAGAAAAUGGGAAAAAUGUCUUAAAAUGUGCGCUUGGUGAGCCUAUAUUCAAAAAAAUUUCAUUAUUAUUUAUGUAUGUAUAUUAAUUUAAUUAAAUUAUAUAUUAUAGAUUUAUGCAAAUGUAACGGGUAUUAGAAUGUAUAAAGUGAAACUGUUUACCAAAUAAUAUAUUGAGACAGUCACCUGGAGUACUGAAGGGACUCAAACCCGGGACCAGGGAAGUGCCAACCGCUUACUCUACCACGUUACCACCACAACUUGGUCAAAAACUAUACCACCGGGACGCUGGUGCCACCACGGGGAGUCUGGAGGCCGCUGUUGAACUUGGUGUAAAGUGUUACUUAUAAACCCCAACACUGUGGUGCAGGCACAGUACCUCAACACUUUAUGCUCCAACUUCUUGAAAUACUUUUAUUUGAUUUUUUUAACAGUCUCCGUGGUGUAGUGGUAAGACACUCGCCUGGCGUUCCGCGAGCGCUUUGUCAUGGGUUCGUAUCCUGGCCGGGGAGGAUUUACUGGGCG
Procambarus clarkii (red swamp crayfish) is the source of this 2842-nucleotide messenger RNA. NCBI's taxonomy places the organism in Eukaryota, Metazoa, Arthropoda, Malacostraca, Decapoda, Cambaridae. The record is from RefSeq and is a predicted model, not a curated record.